Messenger RNA from Symbiodinium natans, 1041 nucleotides. Lineage: Eukaryota; Dinophyceae; Suessiales; Symbiodiniaceae. The record is from the annotation of a GenBank genome assembly.
AUGGCGUUAUGGCUGUUUCUUCUUUGCGCUGUGCCCGUGCAGGGUGCGUUGAAAGAUGCGUGCGAGAGCAGCGCGCUGGUUCAGCUGCAAACAGGAGUUGCGAGACGACGAGAGAUUGACAUAGUGCAUAUUCUUUCAAUGGGCCGUGAGGCAUCGUGCUUGGUUUUGAACCUGGCUUCUGGAAACGGCUCUCAUCCGACGAUCUUCGAGCCACUGAAUGGUGUUGUUGAAGGGGAGGCAAUUGUGACUAUGUCAACUCAGCAAGCAGAUUCAACGCUGCAGUGCCUGUACGACUGUCACAGCUGCACGACCGGUGUUAUCAACACCGGCUCCAUGACCAGUUUACAGGACUAUUGUAGCGAGCUGGAGAAGAUGCCUGAAAAGAUGCCUUACCUGGUUGUGAAGACGACCCGGAUCGUAGACCAUGGCGCUUUGGUGAGGGCAGUUCCAGCCCAACAAUUGACCUCCGCCCGAUUCAUUGUACUCUUGCGUGACCCACGUGGGGUUUGGGCAUCCACGAAACCUAACACAGGCUGGGCUAUUCAUUCUAUUCCUCUGAUAUGUGAGCUCCUUGCUCUGCAAGCAUUGUCGCUGCCGGAGCUUGCAGCGGCAGUCGGCGAGCGGCUUUUGAUCAGUGUCUAUGAGCAAUGGACCUUAGAUACCGCUGACUUCGCAGGUCAAGUAGCGCACCUUGUGAACGAGGACGUCGGGGAGUUUCAGCUUCUGGGAAAGGAUGCACAGAAAGAAGUCACAGAACUGCUGCCUCCAAAGUGGGUUGCAGACCUGACCAAAGAUGAGCUGAACCAGGUGGAAACAGACAAGAAUUGCAUGGUCUACAUGGAAAGAGUGGGCUAUGUUGCUGGCUCUUCGGAGACUUCCCAAAUCAAGGAUCACGCAGGACUCGUCGCAGCGCUCUCGCCGGAGGAGACCGCAGCCCUCGAACAGCUGCGCAGCAAGCAGUCUGUGCUGCAAACUUCGGUGAGAGAUCUUCCGGAGGAGCAGAAGUUCGUGUUCGAGCCUGCGGCAAAGAAGCACAAGUGA